Messenger RNA from Cygnus atratus (black swan), 1041 nucleotides. Its product is annotated as centrosomal protein of 290 kDa-like. The record is from RefSeq and is a predicted model, not a curated record. Bases 1 to 822 code for a protein of 273 amino acids. NCBI's taxonomy places the organism in Eukaryota, Metazoa, Chordata, Aves, Anseriformes, Anatidae. The transcript has 9 exons.
AUGGGGCUGGUGUGGUGGUUUUCCUCUCCAGAGGGAGAUCUGGGGACAAGAAUCCUCUCAGGACCUUACCCGAGAUCUGCUUUGUGCUGGAUAAAACUCAGUGAUGAAAACGAACGGUUACUCAAGAAGCUGAAAAAGCUGCAAACGAAAAAUAAGGAGCUGGAAAAUAAUUUGGCUCAGAUUCAAGAAAAACUGCGUCUGCAGCAGUUAAUGCGUGACUAUGUCACGAACAGGGAUGUUCAGGUUCAAACAGAAACACACUUAUGGCAUAAAGGUGGAUACAGCAAGGAUCUUAAUCUAGAGGGUGAAAGUGUCAGUCUACUACAGAUGUAUAAUAACCUACAGAAGCGUUUUGUUAAAGAAAUCAAAACAAACCAGGAACAAAGUGAAGCAAUUGCAAAUCUCACUAUUAAAAUUCAUGAGCUAGAGCAUAAUCUUCAGGAACAGAGGCAAAGAAUUGAGCAAUUGGAACGUAAAAAGGUUUCUUGGAAAACUGGUGCUGUUUCUAGAAAAAGAAGUCAAACUCCAGAGAAGGAAGUAACGUCUUGCAAAGACGUAUCUAAAAAGAAGGAAUCCUGUUGCACGAAGUAUUUAGAGCUGUUGCUGAAGGAGAUUAAAAAGCUGAAGAAAGAAAAUGAAAAGUUGUCUACAGAAAGGAGAACACUAAAAAAUGAAUUAGCUGGAUUAGACAAGGAUUUUUUUGAAGAGAUAGAAGAUCUAAAGCACGCAGUACAGGAAUCUGUCAAACUGAACAACCAGUAUGAAAAGUGCUUGAAACAAAUAACUGUUAUGUAUGGACUUCCUUUUACAGCACAUUUGUAACUACUAAUUAGUCUGAUGGCAAGUAGGUUUUCUACAUGUUUUUCAUACUUACUGCAACAUUGAAACCUAACACGGUUCAUGUAGUACCACGUUUUGAUAAUGCUAUGAGUUCAAUAAUAUGAUCUAAAUGUAGCAACCUAUUCUGAUUUUUUUUUUUAUCUUAUGUAUUUGAUUUUGUUUAUAUAGUUUAAAAAUAAACUGUGGUCUGUAUAACUUCAA